CAGCUCUUAUCUUGUAACAGCAGCCUGUCCCCUCCCCUUGGAGAGACAGACAGAGGCAGAGAGAGCUCUCCUGUAUCAGCCACAAUUCGCACAGCACGCGGACACCAUGGGGAACUGCAUCAUCAUUGUGUCCAGCCACCUGGAACUGAACAUGAGCAGCUACAGCUUUGAGGACAUGAUGGUGAAUUACUCCUAUGACUCUGAACUGACUUAUGACACCCUGGCCUCUGCGCCCUGCCACAGUGGCUACUGUUCAUUCUUUCGCAGUUAUGCCUUCAACUUCCUGGCUGUAGUCUGUGCCUUAGGUCUGCUGAGUAACCUGGCCCUGGUGGUGGCCUUGGCCAACUGCCAGAGUCUUUGGAGCUGGCCCCCUGGCAGAGCCUCCCUGUUCCAGCUGACGCUUGGCAGCACCAUCUUCACAGCCACGCUGCCAUUUUUUGCUGCCGGCAUCAGCCAAGGAUGGGUCGUUGGUGACGGGCUCUGCAAGGUGGCAUACAUGCUGUGGCAUGGGAGCCUCUUCGCUGAAGGGCUGCUGGUGGCUGCCGGCGCAUGCAGUGCCAUGUGGGGCAAAUGGGUUCCCAGCCGGCACCACUGGUGCAUGGCCGUGGCUCUCUGGGUGGCAGCUGUCCUCCUGGCAGUGCCAGCUGCCUUGCUGAGUGGAACGGAGGGGCACCCGCAGUUGCUCUGUAUCAUGAGGGACAGUGCCUGGUGGCACCUGGCCCACGUCACAUCCUGCCUGGCUGUUUUCAUGCUGCUCCCUGCCGCACUGGGCGUGGCCAAGGCAAUGCUGACAUGGCGCAGGAGUGGCUGGCACCUGCGGGUUGGGGUGACGUGUCUGUUCUUCCUUCUCUGGGUGCCGUACGGGACAGCCCUGCUCCUGGACUUACUGGUGAGGAGGCAGCUUCUCUACACCAGCUGCCAUUUCCAGGAGUUUCUUGACUUCUUCCUGGGGCUGUCAGAGGGCCUCGGCAUUCUGCACUGCUGCCUCGGGCCCCUGCUGCUUCUUGGGGCAGGGCUGUAUCACCAAAGGAUGCAUGCUGACCCAGGCCCCCCCGAGUGCCAGCACAGCAUGUGCCAGGGCUCAGUAUUGCCGACCCCAAAUGUUCCAAAAACUCGAGUCAGGCUCACCAAAAAUCAUGAGACUGGCUUUAAAAUCCUGCGAUUCUUUAAAAAUAAUAUUGGGGCACGUUUUAUUUGCCUUCUGCUUUUCGAGCCUUUAGUGCUGCUUUCUCUAGAGCCACGAGGGCCAGAAACGGACUUUUUCUUUAAGAAUAAAGGCUGAAGUCACCACAUCUCCACUUGGCUCCAGGAGCUGGGGCUUUCAGGAAAACAAUAAUUAUCAUGCAUGAGACUCAUGACAAACUCAUGAGAGUUGGCAACACAGGGGGCAGGGCUGCCCGGGUACCCUCCAGCUCAUGCUCUGCAUGGCCAUGUAGGCACCCAUGCUGAAGUGCCUGAGCUCGACUUGCCAUUCCUGGCACUUUGUGUCAUCAUUUCCACCCAGGCAGAGCGGCUGCAUCCCACUUCCCACCAGUGGAAAUGACAACACAAGGUGCCGGGGGGCAAGGGGGAAGUCAGACCCCCAUCUCUCUGCCCCGAGGCUGUGGAAGCAGCAUUCACAGCCAUGGGACUGAGUUGACCAAGCUCCCUUGUUCACCUGAGCUUCCUGUCACCAACUGAAGCAGGAGAAGGUGGGUGAGGUAUCAUCUUUAAUUGGACCAACUUCUGCUGGUGAGAGAGACAAGCUCUUGAGCUGCACGGAGCUCUGAGAACCUGUCCCAGACCUGGACUCUGCAGCUCGAAAGCUUGGCUCUCACCGACAGAUGUUGGUCCAGUCAAAGAUGUUACCUGACCCACCUUGUCUCUGUCAUAUCCUGAGACCAACAUGGCUGCAGCAACCUGCAGGCGAUGGACGGGACCUCUUCACUGCAGAGUUAACUCAAGUUAUAACAGGAGCGCUGCCUCUUGCUCCCCUCCCAUCUUCACACAAACCCCUCACUCGAGUGUGCUGCUUUUAACUGGAGCUGGCUGGGCCAUCGUGGGUACAGGCGACAGCUUGGGCAAACACAACUUGUCAGCAGCUAACACAACCACUCUAGUGUGGAUGAAGGCCAGCUCCACUUGAGUGCUACUAGUCCUCCAGCACCUUCCUACAAUUCCCCUGUGGGCCCAGCAAGGACAGACAAGUUCUCCCCUAGUUCACUGGGAAAGAAUCCACAGAGCGGCAGCUCACAGCAGCGCUAAGAACCAGGGGAUGUGCCCCCAGGAGCCAUAGCGCCUCACAGGAGCACCAAUGUAGACACAGCAGCUGGAGGGUUACUGCACAGUGGGGCUGCUCUCUCAUGAGCUGGGCUGACUCGAGAGGAGUCACCGGAGCAUAGGGAGCUCGAGUUAACUGUGCCCUGAAGACAAACCCUGAAUCUCAACCUGUCCAAAACAGAGCACUUAAUCUGUCCCCCAAGCUCUCCGAGCACCCUGCUCUCUUGGUCCCCUGCCAUCACCAUCACGCCCGUAACCUGGGCAUUGCCUUUAACUCGUCCCUCUCUCUAGACAUCCAUGCUGUGUCUAGAUCAUAUCCCUCCUUCCAGCCAGGCAUGUCUAAGACCCAGCCUGUCCUUUGGCCACACAGCUGUGUCUCUGGCCCAGGCCUUCAUCAUCUCUCACCUUCAUGACCACAUCCUUCUCCUCCUCUCUGGCCUUGACAAGCCUCAUCUUCCCCCUUAAACCCUUUCAAAAAACUACUGACAGAUCAUUGCCUGGCUCAUUGCGCUCAGCAGGUCACCCUCCUGUGCCUCCCUAUGCUGGCCCCACCUCCUCCACGGCACUGAACACAAACGACACAUCAGCCCUUCCCAGCUAUGGCCUGCCCAACUAACUCUCAUCUUUUAGAUGGCACUGAGCCAUCGCCCUUCCCCCCUGGUAAUGAUGCAGCCUUCAGCACCCAUCAGUCAGCUCAUCCCAGAAGCACCUUCUCACUCCCUCCCCCACCUGCCCUUAUGCCGGGGACAAGCAAAACCACGAUGUUCUCGGCCUUAAACUGCUCCAAGCCCCACCUAGGUCUGCUGCCUAGGAAAGGCUGGACGGUGGCUGGGCGGCUGCUGGGCUGUGACUGCUGCACAGUCCCUGUUCGCUGUGCUCCCAGAGCUGUCUGUGUAACCUCUGUGAUGCUCUGUACCUCGGGGGAACAUCCAGCAUCCCCAUGUUCACCCUUAUAAUAUGAUUGUGAGGUAUCCAAUGCAAAGUUUGUCAUGUCAGGUGUCUUCGGAAGGCUCACGAUGUACUGAGCAUUGAUGUUAUAGUAAUUAAUGUUAUAGUAAUGUUAUAGGUUGUAAUUUCAUGUUUAUAGUUUUGAGGCUGAAAAUGUAUCCUCACGGCUUAAAGCAAGCCCAGGGAAAAACUCUCCAAGACCAGAGGGGCAGUUCACACCUCAUCAAGGCAUGUAUGGGACAAACCCAGCCCAGCCUCACAGGAACAAAGGACGUUGGCCUAGGCAGCAACAAAAGGAUCUGUUGGACUCUCAAGUGAGUCACCCCCCUUCCUUUGGUCAGUUUGGGACUGUGAUGAGGUAAUGCUCACCUGACUCUGAAGGGGGGGGGGGGCAAAGCCAAGUGGGAAGAAAGAACAUGAUAAAAGGGAGAGACAUUUGCUAUGCUCUCUCUCUCUUCCACCUACACCUACAGACACCACCACCACCCAGCGACUGAAGCGCUGAUCAAAGGGAAGAGCCUGGCUGAAGGGCAACUAGCCAGCCUGUGGUGAAAAGCAUUUAAGUUUGUAAGGGCCCUGAAAGUGUUCAAAUCAGCUUAGAAUGAGUUUUGCUUUUAUUUCCUUUGACCAAAUCUGACUUGUUAUGCUUUGACUUAUAAUCACUUAAAAUCUAUCUUUAUAGUUAAUAAAUCUGUUUGUUUAUCCUA
Messenger RNA from Chelonia mydas (Green sea turtle), 3914 nucleotides. It is a transcript of the gene ACKR1, whose product is annotated as atypical chemokine receptor 1 (Duffy blood group). NCBI's taxonomy places the organism in Eukaryota, Metazoa, Chordata, Testudines, Cheloniidae. Gene Ontology annotation, biological process: G protein-coupled receptor signaling pathway; chemokine-mediated signaling pathway; inflammatory response. The record is from RefSeq and is a predicted model, not a curated record. Gene Ontology annotation, cellular component: membrane. Gene Ontology annotation, molecular function: chemokine binding; G protein-coupled receptor activity.